Lentinula edodes (shiitake mushroom) is the source of this 456-nucleotide messenger RNA. RefSeq lists its product as uncharacterized. Bases 1 to 456 code for a protein of 151 amino acids. The transcript is spliced from 5 exons. Gene Ontology annotation, biological process: mitochondrial respiratory chain complex I assembly. The record is from RefSeq and is a predicted model, not a curated record. NCBI's taxonomy places the organism in Eukaryota, Fungi, Basidiomycota, Agaricomycetes, Agaricales, Omphalotaceae.
AUGCCCGAUGACUUUGAGCCAAAAUCAGCAUUGAAGAAUGCUUCAAUGCUUGGCCUCCAGGCCGGUGCCCUAGGACUUGUCUACAGUACCCUCCAGAACGCUCUCGGACAACACUCAUCUGGGGCUUUAGGCGUGUUCACACGGACAGGAUCUACAAUAACAUUUUUCGCUGCGAUGGGAGCUGCGUUCGCAUUCACGGAGGCUACAGUUGCAAAUCAACGUCAGAAGAACGACCAUUAUAAUGGUGCAGCGGCCGGUUGCGCAGCAGGUUUCUUGGCUGGGAUACGAGCUCGUUCAUUACCAAUAGCUCUAGGAGGAUGUGCGUUCCUUGGGACUACUGUGGGGAUAUUUGACAAGGCAGGAGCAUUCACCGGGACGAAAUCAGUGUUGUCGGAUGACCAACGUAGCAAGUUUUUCAAGAAGCCGUUAGACUUGAAAUCAUCUUCUCAAUCAUAA